This is a messenger RNA of Symbiodinium sp. CCMP2592, 1791 nucleotides long. NCBI's taxonomy places the organism in Eukaryota, Dinophyceae, Suessiales, Symbiodiniaceae. The record is from the annotation of a GenBank genome assembly.
AUGCCUGGCUAUAUCCAGAACUUGCGAAAGGACCAUUUGGAGGACGAGGAAGAGCCACUUCCAAAUGUGGUGGAAGUCUUGUUGCUGCAGUGGUCCCAAGGUGAGAUGUCUGCAGCUGCUGUGCAGAGAGUUGCACAGGCCAUGGUCCUAGACGGUAACAGACAAGAAGCUGUCAUGGAGCUGGCCGCCCUGGGCUCUCAAGGAGCCUACCCGGGCAACAUUUCCAGGGAUUUAAAGAACAAGUAUGCCAAGCAGGUGAAAGUGGCAGAAGCUUUCAACAUCACAGUGCCUGUGAUUGAUCCCAGGGCAAACCCCAGACAAAGCCUGGAACCAGCUGGGCUUUUGCUCCCGCAUGACGUGGUUUGCAGCAUCGGCCUGCACUAUCCCCAGAAUUUCCACCACAUUUUUGGAACCCACGACCUGGAAAGGUUUUGGUCGCAAGUCAAAGAGGAUGACUUUCACUGGGGGCCGGACUUGGAGCGCUCAGACAUUGACCCCAAGUUCACAAUCCCCAUGUGGCUUCAUGGAGAUGGUGUUGCUUUUGGUGAAAAGGAUUCCUUGAUGGUUUUGUCCUUCGGCUCCCUAACAAGUAGUGCUUCGCCCAGCUCCGGUUGUUUGUUUUCGGCUGCUUUUGCCAAGAAGGUGACCUUGGCAUCUCCCAAGGACUCAACUGCAGACACAUGGAGAAACAUUUGGCUACCCCUGGCAUGGUCAUGGGAAGCACUCAUAGCAGGCAAGCAUCCUGAGAGGGAUCACGAAGGAAAGCCAUGGCAGCCGGGGAGUCGCAGGGCCAACUUGGCAGGCAAAGACCUGCUUCCCAGUGGCCCAUGGCGAUGUUUGCUGUGGACACUCGUUGGCGAUUACGAGUAUAUGGCUAACACAUUGAAACUGCCACACUGGAAGAGCAAUGCACUCUGCGGUUGGUGCGAUGCCGAUCGCUCAAAGCCGGCGAAAAAUCCGUGGAAGUUUGACAAGCCAGGGUGGAAGUGCAAGGGGCCGAAUGACUUUGCUGACGCCCCAAUCUGGAGAGAGAUUCAUCCGAUUUUCCAAAUCCGUGGAGUCCAUGACUUGUCGGUGCAGUUGGAUGUUCUGCACUUGCUUGACUUAGGAACUUCCCAAGCCUUUGCUGCCAGCAUCGUGAAGGAGCUGCUGUACUAUGACAUGACUGACAGUGUGGAAACGAACUUGGGCAGGUUUUGGGAACAGGUUUGGAAUGAGUACAAUUCCACAGGUGCCACAUGUAGAAUUUCCAACUUGACAUUGGGAAUGGUGGUCAACACCGGGUCGCCUCAUGCCGACUACCCGCACCUUCGCUUGAAGGCAGCAGAAACGAGACACUUCAUCCCCGUCCUGUCCAAGAUUUGCUUCCGUUUUCUUGGCAGCAAGCAGCAAAGAGUGCGAGCUGAGGCAGCACAAGCUUUGACACAGUUCUAUGAGCACUUGGACUGUUGUGACUAUGUUCCGACUAGCAGACAGCACAACAUGCUGGAGAAACUCUGGUGGGAUUUCUUGAAGAAAUACCAGUGGCUCAGCGAAGAUGCUGCUAAGAAGUCUCUCAAGCUGUACGAUCCGAUCCCGAAGUUUCACUACUCUUCGCAUUUGCCUGCACAAGCAUUUUAUUUGAACCCCCGAAAGUGCUGGACUUACAAGAAUGAGGAUUUCGUGGGCUCUGUGGCAUCAGUUGCUGCAUCAUGUGCAUUUGGCACCCGUGCGCCUGCACUGUCUUUGAAAGUAGCGGACAAGAUGCGGUUUUACAUGCAUUUCCUGAUGAGCUUCCAGCACGAGGAUUAG